Molecule: messenger RNA, 2543 nt
Organism: Monascus purpureus
Lineage: Eukaryota; Fungi; Ascomycota; Eurotiomycetes; Eurotiales; Aspergillaceae
Source: the annotation of a GenBank genome assembly
AGGAAAAGCGUUCAAUCUAUAAUAUAACGUAUCUAGAUUCAAGAAUACCUCUUAAAAAUGUGGACCUAGACGAUGAAAAUUCAGAAGUAGCUUCAAGAUCCAAAGAAAUAGGUCUCAAACCCUCCUUGGGCUAAUGUGAGGACGCACAGUGAAUGAAGAGGCAAAAUGCAAACGCGCUGUCUGGCACCCACCAUCCCACACAAAGAGGACAGACGCAUAUCUCUCCAUUUUCCCUCCAGCUUUUUCUCCCCUAUCAAAGCCUUUUCCUCUCGACCUGUUGCCUUGCUGUUUCAACCAGCUGCGUUCCCUCCUUUCUUCCUUGACCAUUUCGUCAAGGACCUCUUGAGGCUGUUCCAACCCAAAGCUGUGGCUGGAAAGGGAACUAGCACCUGGAGUAUCUCUUCUGGAAAACAAACACGCUCUAAACUUUACUUCCCUUGAGCCGUCAUCAUGUCGGGCUGGUCUGCUAGCGGAGCUGUAUGGGAGGCUGAGGGCGGCGGCUCCUGUUGGAAAGAGGAUGAUGCCCCUGCCUGGGAUACCAACGACUCCGGCUUGAAAAAUGGUAAUGCCGACUAUGACCCUGCCUCUGCCAACGAAAUGCAAGGCAAUGACAAGUGCCGCAACUGCGGUAACGAGGGACAUUUCGCGCGCGACUGCCCCGAGCCUCGCAAGCCUAUGGCGUGCUUCAAUUGUGGUGAAGAAGGUCAUACCAAGGUCGAGUGUACCAAGCCUCGCGUUUUUAAGGGCCCUUGCCGCAUCUGCAACCAGGAAGGUCAUCCCGCUGCUGAAUGUCCAGAGAGACUCCCUGAUGUGUGUAAGAACUGCAAGAAAGAAGGCCACAAGACUAUGGAUUGUAAGGAAAAUCGCAAGUUCGACUUGAACCAUAUCCCAGACAAGCUUCCCGAGGAGGCAUGGGCUCUCCUCAAGGCGGCCAGCGACGAGAAGGACCUUGAAGAUUUCCGUGAGGGACUCAAGAUUUACUCCAAGGCUGUUCCAGAUGCGACUUUUGUCGACAUUGAAAAAAAAAUGCGGGGGGAAGACUUCAAAAUCUAUCUCAUCGCUAUGGAGAAACCGGUUGGAGAAAGCCUGAGCAUUAUCAAUCUUCAGGGCAAAUUAGACUGCAAGUAUGUGGUCGGGUUCUUCUUUAGCCCCAAGCCUCAGCGUGCGAAUCUCCGAGAGCGCUGGCCUGUUUCCGUUGAGGAUAAUCUCAAACGUCUGGAGGAAGCAGGUCUUCCAUACGACCGUCAGAUUCCCAAGUGCAGCAACUGCGGUGAAAUGGGCCAUACUGUGAGAGGCUGCAAGGAAGAACGGGCCGUCAUUGAGCGUGUCGAGGUCAAGUGUGUCAAUUGCGACAACGUCGGACAUCGUGCCCGCGACUGUCCCGAACCACGCCGCGACAAAUAUGUCUGCCGCAACUGCGGAUCUCCCGAGCAUAAAGCGUCGGAGUGCACCGAGCCCCGCUCUGCGGCCGGAGUGGAGUGUAGGAAAUGCAACGAAGUCGGACACUUCGCAAAGGACUGCCCACACGCUAGUGCCCCCAGGACCUGCCGUAACUGCGGUUCUGAGGACCAUAUCGCGAGAGACUGUGACAAACCGCGUGAUGUCUCGUCUGUGACCUGCCGCAAUUGUGAUGAAGUUGGACACUUCAGCCGCGACUGUCCUAAGGCGAAGGACUGGUCGAAGGUGAAGUGCAACAGUUGCGGUGAAAUGGGCCACACGGUGAAACGCUGCCCUAAGCCUGCCGAAGCUGAAGACGAGCCGACUGCAACCGGCGACUGGGGUACCGGAGACAACCGGGGUAUGGCCAGAGACGACGGGUUUGGUGGCGGCGGGGGAUGGUUUCCCGACGCGGCUGGUUGGUAGGCAAAGGGAAUUCAUGAUCUUCCCGUUCGUUCGGAUUCUUACUCUCUCUCUCUCUCUCUCUGUGUGUGUGUUUGUGCGUGCGUGCGUGUGGAACACGGGAAUGACUUGAGCGAAAUUGCGGGAUGAUUGGCAUCAAGCAAACUGGGUUGUUACCGAAAGCGUCCAAGACUUCAGUGACCGCCCCCUUUCGCUCGCUACUAACACGUCGAUGCUCAUCGUUGGAUCUGCCUCUAUCAUACGUACGAUCGUAUCAUGUUUUUCUUCCUGGUCCUAUACUCCUUCUCAGAUCAGGCAGGAUUAAUCUCGGCAAAACUGAGUCAACCUCCCAAGGGCCGGCGAAGAAUCGGAACUCGGAAAUGAGGGCCCCGGAAUCUCAGAGUGCCAAGAAUAAUCCAGUUAUCGACAGAGGCAGGAGUUGGAAGUGGCUCAGCUUUGCAAUUUGAAUGGCAGGUUCUAGUUGACGAUCCUUUCCCGUAGAGUUGAGAGAGGGUAAUGAGCCGAGGCCGGAACGCGAUGCACGUUAUGAUACAUUGAUAAUAGUCUCGUACGAUGCAGCAUAGCGGCGAUGUUGGUCAGAUCCGAUCGAUGGACCGGCCAAUGACACCCACAUUAUAACGCUGAACAGCGUGCCGUGGUUUACAUCGCACGGGAGUAUGAAUGAAGCAGAUGCAGUAUGUCAC